This is a messenger RNA of Trifolium pratense (red clover), 916 nucleotides long. RefSeq lists its product as uncharacterized. The coding region runs from base 73 to 651 and encodes 192 amino acids. The transcript has a single exon. The record is from RefSeq and is a predicted model, not a curated record. Lineage: Eukaryota; Viridiplantae; Streptophyta; Magnoliopsida; Fabales; Fabaceae.
ACAAAGCAAAGCAUCAUAGUCAACAUCACAUGUUGUAACACCUCACACACACAACACAAACUCAGUCUUAAAAUGCGCACCAAAAUAACUCACCCAAGUGGUGGUGCCACCACAAAUCCACCACCACCGUAUCAAAAACUAACUUACCCCAAAAACGACGUCGUUUUCUCACCAAUCCUCCAACCCUAUAACCCCUUACACAAUCACAACCACUACCGAAUCACCGCCGCAAACUCUACUCCACCUUUCACAUUAACCUCCGUCGUCUCCUCCGCGAUCUCAUGGUUUCGACACCGUCGGAUCCGUUAUCUCUUCCUCCUCCUCUGUUCACCACUCCUCCUCGUCUUCCUUUUCAUCUCCUUCCCUUUCCUCUGCAUCACUGAAUUCUGUCUCCGACGCCGUCUCUGGAGAAAAUUCAUCAAUAAAUUCUCCGGCGAUGAUUCCGGCGAUCGACUCCGACGAUGUGAAGAAGGAUGUUGCUAUGAUGAACAUGAAGAAGAGAAAGGAUUGUUGCAUAGAUAUUUGGAGGAUCAGCUUUUUCUCGUUGGAUCGAUGUAUGAUUGUGGCAAUGAAGAUGAAGAUGAAGAAGAAGAAGAUUCUAGAAGAGUUGAAUUUGAAGGUAGUAGUAAAACUCCUCUAUUGUUAAGAUGAUUAGUGUUUAAUUUAAUUUAAUUAUAAGUUUUAGUUUUUAUGUAUAGAGAUUAAUUUUUUUUUGGGAAUUUUGAUUAUUAAUUGUAUUGAGGUUUUCUGGGUAGUGUGGUUGCAGUUGUAAAUGUUCAUAACCAUUUUUUGUUUUUCUUUUGGGUAAUAUUUUAAUUAUUUUAUUGAUAUAGGAAAAAAACAAUUAGAAGUUCGUUAGAGAAAUUUAACAAAAAGGACCUGAGGAAAUUCUGUGAAAAUAACUGUUUUGGUUGGA